AUGAAAACACGCCCUUCUCCGUAUAAGUCUAACUUGACAUUAGCUUUGCUGAUUAAUAUUCUGAAUUAUGCCAUUUACUGGAGAGAGGACUCAAAUUUUGGGUUUUCACUACUAGGAUAUUCACAUUUUUCAGGCCAGAAAGGUGUUGUUAUUGGAUCACCGAAAGAGGGGAAAAAUGGUGGGCUUUUCUGGUGUUCACUCUUUAAGAGUACAUGCAGCCGGGUUGAUAUUAAUUUGGAAAAAGAGACACAUAUGCAACCUGGUUUAAAUGGGGCUCUUUUUGGAUACUCAAUGGCAUCAAGCUUCAUCAGCGACCGAGGUCCUAUUACAGUUUGUGCACCACGUCUUUCAUGGUCAUCAGCAUCAUCUUUGUAUGUACCUGGUGGAUGUUUUGAAUUUGAUGAACGUUUAGAAAAUCCUCAAUUGAAUCCUGCGCCAAGUGCAAUUUGUUUAAAUGUUGAAGGUUCUGAUAAAUCAAUUGAUUUAAGAUAUUGUACAUUUGGUGCAUCAGUUAGUCAACAUCCUAGUAAACCUAAACAAUUAUUUAUUGGUGGUCCACAUUUUUAUUUUGAAAAAGGUGUUGGAGUUUCAGUAAAUAUGAACACAUUUGAAAGAGCUAUCACAUCAAUUGACGCUAUUCCUUCAAAUACACUUCUUGGUUCUUCAGUUGCUACUUCCAAUCGAUUAUACGCUCCACUACCAGGAAUAAAUGCAUAUGAGUUAUAUGUGGCUUACGGUGGUCCAGGUGUUCCGAGUAAUGGCGGCAACAACUUUUUAGAUAAUAUGAAAUUCGGUACUGGCAUUGUUUCAAUCUUUCAAAGUAAUAAAGAAAAUGGAAGGAAUAAUGUCAAACCGUUGAUGAAGAUAGAAGGUCAAAGCUUUGGAAGUCGAUUUGGUCAUUCACUUGUAUUUAUAGAUAUUAAUGGAGAUAAUUGGGAUGAUCUAAUUGUCGGUGCACCAUAUCACUAUUCAAAUGCUACUGAUGGUGGGCAUAGAAGACACGGAGCUGUGUUCAUAUUUUUAAAUAGACAAAACUAUUUUUAUACACCAAUAGAUGAAAUCAGUGAAUUGAAACUGUUUAGUUAUGAAUUUCCGGAGACUUUUCAAUUACUCUUACCACCAUCUCAUAAUUGUGGAAAUUCACCGAUUCCUGGGUUUGGAGCAACUAUCACAAAACUUGGUGAUAUCAAUCAUGAUGGCUUUCAAGAUUUUGCAAUCGGCGCCCCUUAUGAAGAAUAUGGCGGAGCAGUAUACAUUUAUCAUGGAAGUAAAUCAGGAAAAAUUCAAACACCAACACAAGUGAUCUGUGCAAGGGAUAUGCAAAGUCCAAGACCAUUGGAGGGAUUUGGUUUCUCACUUGGAUUGAAUGGUGCUGAUCUAGAUGAUAAUGGUUAUCCAGACAUGGCCAUUGGAGCAACUUUAUCUAGUUCUGUAGCUGUUCUACGAACACGACCCGUUGUCAGAUUCAAUGCAUAUUUAACAAUGAUGGAUGGUAGUACUAUUCUUCCAACUUCAUUUAACUCUUUAACUGAUUGUUCAAAUGAAGCUCAACUGAUACUGGUUAUAAAACAACAUCUGCUAAUGUUGAUAAUAAACCGUGUAAUCAACGCCGAAAUUAUCCAUGAAUGGCUUUCAGAAGGUUGGGAAGUAUUUGAUAAACAAAUUCCUUCAGAAUCAACUGAUGCUACAGAUCAAUGUAUUGGUGAUGAUCAACAGUCAAAUAUUGUUACACGAAAUAUUAUGAAAGAACUCUAUCAAAAUUAUUCUCUAUCACCAAUUGUAUUUAUACGAGAAAAGAGUAUAAAUGAUAUUGAAACGCAUAGAAUUAAAGAAUACUUUAAACGUAAUGAAUCUGCUUAUCUCUCAGGAUUUGAUAGCCCUGGGGGAUAUUUAGAAGUAGAAGGCAGUGCAUUUUGUCGUGAUCCUAUAAAAGUGAAAAAUAAUCAACGUUUUAGUAAUGAUGAAUUAAAUUUAGCUUAUACAAUUAGAAUGAUAUUUCGAGAUACAUAUUUAAUUGACCAAACAGAACCUUUAAAGAUUGGUGUGAAAUGGAUUGCUAGAAUGACUGAACCACAUCCGGCAGCAGAUCAGAUUGAUGAAUAUCCUGUAGCUGAUCCACGUGAAAAUACUGAACUUCUUCAGUUAUCAUUCGACAAUCCUUGUGCAGUUCGUAAAUGUUGUCCAAAACUACGAGUUAGCUACGAUGUAAAAGUUACAAGGGAUAAGAAUGGCCCAGUUGUUUAUGUUGGUGAUGAUAAUAAUCAGACAAUUGAAAUUAAUGUUCGUGUCACAAAUAUUGGCAAUGAUUUAGCUUAUGUAACUGGAUUAGUCAGUAAUUUCCCGUCUACUCUCCUAGAACUUGAUCCAAAAUUACAUGAGGCCAGUUUAAUUCGACCAGAUACAGCAAUUUGUCAUCUUCAGCAUCCAUUGGCUUUUGGUGAAACUAGUCAUUGUGUGAUACGCUGGCUUGUUGUUGGACAUCAGCUGACAGUACAGAUGGCAAAAUUCUUUGUAAAUAGUACUGUAUUAAUAAGUUCUAAUAAUCCUAUACAAAUUGAAGGACAAUUAACUAAUGAACUACAAGUAAAUAUAAAGAUGACUGUAAAUGUUUCAAUAUUUGGAACAGUUGAACCUAGUACAGUUUAUUUCACUGGGAAUGUUAGCGAUGGUAUCAGUUCAAUGACAGCAGAGAAUCAAAUUGGAGAUGUUAGAAUUGUCGGAAAAUUUACUGUAAGAAAUCUACGUGAUCAAUCAGCAGAAAAUUCAACUAGUGUUGUUUGUGAUUCUAGAACAUUAGAGAAAGUUGUCAAUCCACAUAAAUACAGAGUAUUUUCUAGAUUAAGAAAAUCAAUUGAUGGUGUACCUGUACGAACUGCUCCUGUCGACUUACCCAUAGAACAUCCAUCUUCAUAUCCACCGUUAUCAAAUGAAAUGAUACUGGAACCAGUACCUGAUCGUUUAACAGAUUCAAAGUCUAUCGAUCGGAAAAUGACUACAAUUAGUUGUUAUAAUGGUCGACUACGAUGUGUUCCAAUUGUUUGUGAUUUAGGCAAAUUAUCGUAUAAAGCUGGACCGAUAACACUUGAAUUUAUUGCUAGACUCUGGGAUAAUACAUUUCGUGAAGAAUUUCGUAAAGUUUUCUUAACAAAACUUCAUAUUACUGCAACAUGGAGAGCUGAUGUAAAGUAUGGUAUAGAUCUUGGUGAUUCAGAUCACGCUCAAGAUACGGUUGAAGUAGAUAUUUUCAACAAUUUAGAACCGAAACCAAUACCACCUAAACACAUGGCGUUGUAUAUAGGAUUAGCUGCAUUCGGUGGUUUAUUACUCUUAUCCAUUUUAGUAAUCAUUCUUUACAAGAAGACGAACAAAACGCCCACUUCAGAUCCAACACAAAGACUCGGUCAGUAUGUUUCAGCAGAACCUAAUCAAAAACAAUCUUUAAUAUCACCAAAUCAAUCCGGCUAUCAUGACAGUAUGAAAAGUAAAUCAGGUGGACGUUAUCACCAAGUGCCAAUGAAUUCACAAGAACCAAGCUAUCGUCGAACACCGUAUUCCCCUUCAUCGGGUUUUCCAGUUUCAAAUACACGAUAA
Trichobilharzia regenti is the source of this 3591-nucleotide messenger RNA. The record is from the annotation of a GenBank genome assembly. NCBI's taxonomy places the organism in Eukaryota, Metazoa, Platyhelminthes, Trematoda, Strigeidida, Schistosomatidae.